This is a messenger RNA of Rhipicephalus microplus (southern cattle tick), 1754 nucleotides long. RefSeq names its product dnaJ homolog subfamily A member 2. NCBI's taxonomy places the organism in Eukaryota, Metazoa, Arthropoda, Arachnida, Ixodida, Ixodidae. Gene Ontology annotation, molecular function: ATP binding; Hsp70 protein binding. Gene Ontology annotation, biological process: protein folding; response to heat. The record is from RefSeq and is a predicted model, not a curated record.
AUGGUCUCUGGUGCAGGUCCUUUUGGAACAGAGGACAUCUUCUCGCACAUCUUUGGUGGGAGCCCUUUUGGAGGAAUGUUUGGCAUGGGUGGGUCAAGUGGUCGGAGGCGCCGUCAACGAGGUGAAGACACAAUUCACCCUUUGAAGGUGUCAUUAGAAGAUUUAUACAAUGGUAAAACAGUGAAACUUGAAGUGGACCAUACUGUUAUUUGCAGGACCUGUGAAGGGGUAGGGGGCCGAACUGGCUCAGUGAUAACUUGCCAAGGCUGUAGAGGUCAAGGAUUCAAGGUGACAUUCAAGCACAUUGGUCCAAACAUGAUGCAGCAAAUGCAGUCCACUUGCCCAGACUGCCAUGGGGAUGGCGAGGUAAUCAACGAGAAAGAUGCGUGCAAGAGCUGCAAAGGCCGCAAGGUGGUAAAGGAGGUCAAGUACAUAGAAGUGAACAUUGACAAAGGAAUGAGAGACAAUGAGCGCAUAGUCUUCAGAGGUGAAGGUGACCAACUGCCAGGAAUGGAACCUGGAGACGUUGUCAUAGUGUUGCAGACCAAGCCGCAUGAAGUUUUCCAUCGAGAUGGUUGCAACCUCUACAUGACCCACACAGUGUCUUUGACAGAAGCGCUCUGUGGAUUUGAAAUGGUCUUGAAGCAUCUAGAUGGCCGGGACCUCGUCAUCAGGGAAGUACCAGGAAUGGUGAUCAAACCUCGAUCUAUAAAGGGUGUCCGAGGAGAAGGGAUGCCCAUUUAUCGGAAUCCUCUUGAGAAAGGAAACCUCUACAUAAAGUUUGAUGUAGAGUUUCCUGAGAAUCACUUCGCUGGUAGAGAAGCCCUUCAGGCAAUUGAGGUCUUCCUGGGUGAACAGCGGAGUGAUGACUUCGAGCAAUGGUCUGUUGGGGACUCUGUGGACGUAGUGGAUCUUCUCGAUUAUGAUCCCAGCAGCCAGAAUCGGCGCCAAGAGGCAUACCAUGAGGACGAGCAGCAGCCACGAGGCAGCGUGGAAUGUGCACACCAGUAGUUGCAGACCAGAAAGUUCAGCCCAGUAAGCAUGGACAGAGUAGCAGAGUGUCCUUUGAGAAAGUUCGAGGAAUGGGUGGGCUUAGGGAAGCUUUCUCGUGGAUGGUGGACUCUGCACUGGAAUCGGAGAGCAAGAUUCCCAGUUGCUUUGCUUCUGCUGUUCAUGUUGGCGGAGUAUAGCUUAUUCCACAUAGCUUUCUUGUUUUCUCGUUAGUGUUGAGCUUUUUUUUUUCUGUACUCUUGUAGCCAAUGUACGUGCAUUAAUUGAACACAUGCUGCUGGAGCCUGCUUCCUUUCUUGUAAGCCAGUAGCUGUACCAUGCUGACUUUCCAAAUUUCUGGGUUUCAUUUUCUGAUCUUUCCCAUGUAACUUUUCUUGAUUUCAAAUGUGCAGCAAGGUCUUGUCCAAAAAAUAAGACUUGAAGUAUGUUUCAUAUGUAUCUGGGAUAUGAAAAGUUUGAAUGCUGUCAGCCUCACGUGUGCGUUUCUUGUGAAAUAAUAAAAGACCUAAUAAAAAAUGCUCUGCCACAAAAAGGUUUACAACUGAAUGACUAGAAAGUACAGUGUCAGUUAUAGCUGUGUAUCUGUAGUUCACAUUUACAGUUAAACCUGGAAGAAAACACUUACUUUAAUGUUCAGUAGUGGAGUUUCUGCACGAAAGACUUCACUGCAGUUUUGCUUUGAGAAAUGCCGUUUUGUAAUGGUUGCUGGUACAUUAAAUCGUUCAUCUUCUAUGUUUUCUUGA